Messenger RNA from Ictalurus punctatus (channel catfish), 11027 nucleotides. It is a transcript of the gene tcf12, whose product is annotated as transcription factor 12. The record is from RefSeq and is a predicted model, not a curated record. NCBI's taxonomy places the organism in Eukaryota, Metazoa, Chordata, Actinopteri, Siluriformes, Ictaluridae. The transcript is spliced from 15 exons. The coding region runs from base 6212 to 7924 and encodes 570 amino acids. Gene Ontology annotation, cellular component: transcription regulator complex. Gene Ontology annotation, molecular function: RNA polymerase II cis-regulatory region sequence-specific DNA binding; protein dimerization activity; DNA-binding transcription factor activity, RNA polymerase II-specific. Gene Ontology annotation, biological process: regulation of transcription by RNA polymerase II.
AUCUGUUGUCUUGUAUCCUGUUUACGAAGUCUUUAAAUCACUGAUGCAGAAAAUGUUAUCACAUGAUUAGUUUCAGCCUUUGACAGAUUAUUUAUUUUUUUGCCUGUUAUGGUCUUAUUGGGUAUCUGCACGUCUGUGUGGCUGCACUUCUGUUUCAUGGUGACAUGUGCUGUCAGAGUAAAAUUCAGUCCCUCACACUGAUCUGCAACGAUUUUGAUCACAGAGCACAAUUCUGAGCUCAUAUUCCAGCAUAAUUUAUGACAGGUAUUUGAACAACUACAGCAUAUUUAUUACAAAUACAGGACACCGCUGCUGAUGUAUGCGUCACUUGGUGUCAUUGCUGUAGUUAGGAGUUUUACUUGAGUAGCACACAAAGUGAAAUCGGAACUCUUAACUAUGUUAAUGAUCCCAAGCUGGCACAAUGUGGCAGAUGUAACCAUUCAGUUCUACAGUGCAAAUGAGGCUAUAGAGUCUCAGUUAAGGAUGUAACGAUGCAUUCCAAGCCAGGUGAAAAUAUGUGACGAUUCAUAUCUGUUGAGAAGUUAAAUGAAUUGCGAUACAUGUUUUAAACAGCAGGGGCGCUGAAGCUGUAUACUGUGACCUCACUUUACAGGCGCGAUAGCAGCGAGCGAGUUGUAGUGUUAGUAGCAAACAUGGCUGUAGCAAGUUGACGAUGCCCCAUCCUCAUUGAAAUCAGACGUGUGGUGGCAUUUUGGCUUUCCAAAGACUACAAAUGAAAGCAGUGAGGUGGUAACAGACUAAACAAAAUCCGUGUGCAGAUACUGCAAGAGGAUGUUAAUGUACACUAAUUGCACAACAAACAUGAUGCAGCAUAUAAACCGUCACCAUAGUGAGAAGCUCCAGUCACCUCCGUCUGCAUGUAAAAAGCUAUUAAUAGGGCAAACCACACUGACCGGCGGAUUUGCAGCAUCAUUCACGGCUACGAGUGCAAGAACCCCAUAGAUCACAGGGUACAAAACAGAUACCUCUGUCCCUAGUGAAAGGGUUUUUUCAUCAGCAGGGGACAUUGUGAAUGUGCAGAGAUCUCAGUCAGCUUCUGCUGGAAAAUGUGGAUAUGCUAAUAUUUCUUUCAAAAAAAUUAAUUUUUUUCAUAAAAAUUAAAGCUAGGAAUUAGCAACGGCAAAGCUUUAAUUUGUUUAUAUGAAGCUUGUUUAUAUAUUUCUUUUAUUUGUAUUUAUUUAUUUGAUUUGGGAUUUGUAUUAAAAUUUCAGAUUAGUUUUCGUUUGAUAGAAGAUACACUACAAGUCAAAAGUUUGGAGACACUUGACAGAAAUAUUUCUCAUGAUCUUAAAAACCUUUUGAUCUGAAGGUGUAUGAUUAAAUGUUUGAAAUAUGUGUUGUAGACAAAAAUAUAAUUGUGCCAACAUAUUAAUUUCUUUCAUUAGAAACAUUUUAUUUACAAAUUUAUUUAUUUAUUUUUUUAUCUGGCCGACUUGGAGUGAAGUAUUCCAAAAAGCAGCCAAUAAGAGUCCAGCGUAGGUGUGAACUCCUUUAAUACUGUUUAAAAAGCACCUCAGGGGGAUUCCUCAAGAAAUCGGUCGAGAAAAUGCCAAGAAUACAUUUCUGGAAAUUCUAGGCAAAAAGGGUGUCGACAUUGAAGAUGCUAAAAUACUAAAUUAUUUUGAUUUAUUUUGGUUUUUUUAUCACAACAUAAUUCCCAUAGCUCCAGUUGUGUUCCUCCAGAAUUGUGAUAACUUUAUUAUCAUUCUAAAAUGGGGGGGUUAAAGAAUGAGUGUGUUUAAACUUUUGACUGGUAGUGUAUUUCAAUUUCACAAAGGAAUGUGCAGCAUGUUCUCUGAGAAAUAAUAACAGGACACUUUUAUUUAAAAGUGUAACAUUUAUAAUUUGUCUUAAAUCUCAUUUUGUAAAAAAAAAAAAAAAAAAAAGCGAAAAUUGUAUCAUGAAACCCGAGUCGUAUCGCAUCGUGAGUUGAGUGAAUCGUUACAUCCCUAGUCAAGUUUGUGAGGUGUUGUCAUUUGCAGUAUCAGUCAUCUGGCCUUUUCCUAUGGAAGUACGUGGUUCUUGGCCAUGUCUGUGGUGUUCCGGAUUUGAGAUUUAUGGCUAUAGUUGUGACAUGAUUGAGUUAACGAUUAGGGAAGUGCAGUUACCCUGCCAGUCGCUUAUACAGCUGGCUGCCAGGCUUGCUGGAGGUAGGUGGCGGAGUGUUUUCCCCAGCAUGGCCUGCAGUUUGCUGGAGAUGAGAAGAAGCUGCCUGUGUGAGAGCAAGUGAUUACAGGGUGUGUAAACAGGUCUGAGGAAGAAAGAGAAGGAGAGUCCUGCUGCAUUGGAUGGUGAGCAGGAACAUGACUUUCAGCACCUCCAUUAAUGCAGGGUCACUGAUCCCAGGCCAGCUCUAGGCUCACGACAACACAGAUGUUCUAAACAAAGGCAGGAUUGUGUGCAAGAGCUGCUCUCUCUCUUCCACUCUUUCUACCCAUUUUCCUUCUCGCGCUCUCAUGCUCGGUCUUCAUUUCUGAUCAGGCAUUCAGGGAGUGCUUCCGUGGCACCACUUCUCUUGGUUUGUGUAUGCUGUGUUUUUUUGUUUGUUUUUUUUUUCCUCCACUUAGACAUGAACUGGUCCCUAUGCAGCAUAUCUGCAUCAUUUCUGCUUUAGGAUAAAGCUAUUAUGCAGAGCUUAUUUUAUUGCUUCAGGUUAAAGCCAAGCUUAGCUGGUGACAUCACCCCUAAUGACCCUUCUCUAACCUUCACCCGGUUCUUAUGCUAGUAGCUAAAAGAGCCACACACGCAUGCUUUUAAAUGCUAGCCAUGCAGCAUGCGGUUACAGGCGGUUGAAUGGCGCUAGUCAGAGCGAGUGAAAACACUGCGGGCUCUCCAGAGCUGUUGCUCCAUUCAUAAAAGAGCUUUUUGAAAGGGAAUGCCAGUUCAGACAUUUUGGUGUGGGAACUAGGGAAUUUAUGCUGGCCUGCAGCUGCACAGAUCAGAGCUUGGCGCGCACACAGUUUGUCUAGUCGCUGAAGAAAAACAGGAAGGCCAAAAAAGCUGUUUGGUUCCUGAGAGAAUGUGGGAAGAAUGUAGGGCUGCAAAACUGCUAUAUUAAUAAUGUAAAAUCCUGUGAGACAGGAAGUCAUCUAUAUCAUGUGAUGUAAAUGAAGGUGAAGUUCAGGAGCAAGGAUUAUAAGGUGGAUAGAUGUUUCUAUGAAGCAUGUGUAUAAAGAGUUUAAUUUUGCACAGAACAAAAAAUAUAUUAAUAUAAUGUAAAAAAUAAAUAUGUAUAAUAUAUUUUUUGUCCUUUGCCAGAAAUAGUAUUGAUUUAAAGGCAACUGCAAUCUCUCAAGUGUUUGACAGAGGGGCAAUCAGUUACAGGAUUUUCCACAAAACUAAACAGCCAAUUGUUUAUAUGGUUUGUCAUCAUGCGCAGGCUCUGUGCUUCACUCAGCGAGGUGUUAUUGCAUCAUUUCAGCAAGAUGUAGAUCACUUUGUGUAUAAUGAGUCAGAUAUUCAAACUGUUUGAGCCAGCUGAGCCCCUGUAUUUCUCCGGGAAGAACAGUAUUUGCAGUUUGUACCUCUAACUAGGUUUUCCUUCAUAGAUCCCCACGUUAAUGGCAUAUAAGUUAAUAUCUGAAGUCGGUAAAAUAUUAUGUUUCACACUGCAUGCGUCCUUCGCAUGUCCAUCAGUUUCAAAUAUUUAUGUACGUUUUAAAACUGCAGAGAUAAUUGACAUAAUCUGUACGACUUCCAGCUGAACGCUGCAGCAGGUGUGCACUCAGGAUGACAGAGCAGAGGUUGAACACUAUAAUUUUCUUAUGAUUAUCGCCUCUGUCCUUUAUGCAUUUCUGAGUUACGGCCUUACAGGGGACAGUUGUUUGACAGUUGUAUUGUUUUGCACUGCAGUGAGUUCAAACCUUGAUCUAAAAAAACAAUAAAAUGACAUGUGAACAGAAGUGCACCUGAUUGAGUGGGAGUGUUAGCAGGGACGUGCUUGUUGUAGUUGGUUGCCGACUCUGAAGGUAAGUGCUGGGCCGGUCUCCCGUGAGGAGGAUUAGACUGAUUAAUGCUGCAGGUUGCAGUUGACAGAUGACUGCCAUUAUCCCCACAAAUCUGCCUGACAUUUCACAGAAGAAGGCGAUCAUUCAGAGGGAUGGAGAUCUGUGGAGAAGCUGUAUGAAUUUACAGCUUUUACAUUUUCACUUACUCGCUAAUUCGUAGGAGAGACUAAUUGUGGAGCAUCACUUUUUAAGGGCGAUUUAUUUAUUUAUAUGUAUAUAUAUUUUGUCACUUUUGCUCAAAAUAUGGUGCUAUACAUGGCCUUUAUGCAUCUGUAGUUCAAAUUUAUUGAGACUUAAGCCAGUGUUUUUCACUCUGAAUCAAAGGUGCGUUUAUUUUUUUUUUAUUAAACAGUCCUUCCAGGAUUUUGCGAUUGCAGAAAUUAACGCAAACUCUGCAAUAUUCAGAGCUGGCAAUUUUUCUAAAUUACUGCAGAUAUUCUUCAGAUUUGGGCCAAGACACGUCAUUUGACGUCAUCACACCGCGCAUUCGGUCAGAGCCCUCUUCGAUUCACGUAUGUCGAACAUGAGUACAGCUAAACGGUCUCAUUUACCAACAAACAUCACUGCGAAAGGCCGUGCAAAAUUCAAGUAGUUUUCCACACACAGAAAAAAACCUACAAAAAACUUUAAAAAAAAAAAAAAAACAACAAAAAAAAAACAACAUAUUUUGCGAUGCAAAUUGCAUCGCAUAUGUUGGAAAAAAAGCAGCAGCAAAGCCAAGCAUUUUUGGCCGCAACAAUCACAAAAAAAGCUCCAUGAAAUCCUGUACGGACUGAUUAAAGCACAGCUUCUCUAUAUGGAAUCUUUAAAUAGGAUUUGUCUCAUUUCAAAUCUACAGACUCUGUAGUAAUCCAUUCUUUUCUUUGAUUAGUCCUCUACUGGUCUUUCAUCAUAAUGCAGCAGUCUUUUGCCUGUCUCAUGGCCAAAACGACAAACUACUAAUAUUGCUGUGAGGAUUUAAUAUCAUUGAACAAAGGCAGCACUAGUCAGUCUGUUGUAUCAUGUCAGUGUCAGUGUGCCAGGCUCCGUGACAGCUUGUCACUUUGGAGAGCCUCUUUCCCCCCUUAUUUCUCCUGCAGUUAAGGAGAGGCUACCCUGAUUCUCACACGACUUGAUGGCCUUCAAUUUAAUCUGCUAAAAUCAGGAAUCUGGCUAUUCUUGGGCACAGGCACACAAUCCUGCACUGUAGCCCCCGUGGCGUUUGAUUACGACUUCUAUCUGACUUUGAUUUGAAAUUAGAAGCUAAAUAGUCUGUGUAGCAUAUCAUGUGUAAGAUGUCAGAUUUCAGAGUUAUUUUAUUUGGGUAGGUACUUUGCAUUGAAAUUAUGUUAAGAAAUAAUACUUCUCACUUUUAUGAAACAAACCAAUAAUUUAUAAAAACUAAAGUCGAAACAAUGCUGAAGUUUUAUAAAUUGAUUUACAUUAUGGAAUGCCUCGUUGUAACCUACAUGUUAUUUAAAAAAAAAUUCAUUUUGUAUAUCUGUGCAUACAUUACGUAUUUAGUCUGUAUUUUCAUAAAUACAAAAAGAAGUACUUCUUUUCUGAAUGUUUUGACAUUAUUUCUGUUUAACAAUACAGUUUGAUCACUUUUUCAUUUUUAUUUCAUGUUGUGUUGUGAUAGUGAUAGAUUAUCGCUGUGCUUUGAUGUUCAGUGUCUCUCCUCAUUCCUUAUUCUUAAACCUUCCAAACCAUUAAGCUAAUUGGGCCAUGGUUGUAAUUGUCCUCUUAACCCAGUUUGCUGGGGGCAGGCCACUCAAGUGGAUAUCACUUUAAGAUGUGACAUGCUUCAGGAGGACCAAAGAAGGAGUGUACACUAAUCUCCUGUUUAACAGAGUCUGGGUUAGAGCGACUGCGUCAUCUCUCCCGCACAUAAUUGGCUCUCAAGCUGUGGGUUAGUGGCUCUGUCUGUCAGAUCUGUGGGUUCUGUAACGGCCGCUUUUUCGAAUUAAGCCCAUGUGUGUUUCAGAGCACACGACAGCUUCUGAGACUCCUUGCACACACGCACACACCUCCUAACUCCCUGACUUUCUCUCCUCCUCCUCUCAUUCUCUUGUCUACCUCUCUCCUGGCCUUAUGUCCUCGGCUGUGUGAGGAUGUGCCCCAGGGCCCUGAUCACACCUGAUCAAUAACAGUUCACCGCCGGCUGGAGCAAAGGCAAUCGCUAGUCCUCUCUGCGGUCAGACAUGGGGUUGUCCAGCCCAGGACCUGUGACCACAACUGGAAAGUCACCAGCUCCUUUUUACUCCUUCACAGGCUCCAAUCCACGAAGGCGCUCUCUCCAGGACCCGUCUCCUCUGGAUCCUCUACAGGCAAAGAAAGUACGCAAGGUUCCCCCUGGCCUGCCAUCGUCUGUGUAUGCACCAUCCCCCAACUCGGACGACUUCAACAGAGAGUCUCCUUCCUAUCCUUCCUCCAAACCUCCCAGCAGUAUGUUUGCAAGCACUUUUUUCGACGCAACCCACAACUCCUCUGACCCAUGGAACUCGUCCAAUGGUAUAAGCCAGCCAGCUUAUGGGGGAAUGCUGGGAGGAUCUUCAUCUCACAUGCCACAGUCUGGAAACUACAGCAGCCUGCACUCUCAUGACCGCCUGAACUACCCCCCACACUCGGUGUCCCCCACAGACAUCAAUGCCAGCCUGCCGCCUAUGUCCAGCUUCCACCGCAGCACCGCUAGCAGCUCGCCCUUCGUCACCGCAUCACACACCCCACCCGUCAACACCACAGAGGGAGUUAUGGCUGCAGCCAACAGAGGUAACGCAACUGGAAGUUCUCAGACUGGAGAUGCACUGGGGAAAGCGCUCGCCUCGAUUUACUCUCCUGACCACACCAGCAGUAGUUUCCCCUCGAACCCGUCAACCCCGGUGGGCUCACCCUCUCCGCUCACAGCCCAAGCGGGCGCCGCCUCAGCAGGUACAGUGGUGACAGCGAGCGGCCCACCUGGAAGGGCAGGUACUACCCAGUGGCCCCGUGCAGCCGGACAGACCCCGUCUUCCCCGAGUUAUGAGAACUCUCUCCACUCUCUGUCUCGGAUGGAGGAUCGUUUGGACAGACUAGAUGAUGCGAUCCAUGUCCUCCGGAACCACGCCGUAGGUUCUACCGCCUCUCUGCCCAGUGACAUCCACAGUUUGCUGGGACAGACACACAACGGACCAAUCACAGCCAUCGGCACCAACUUCCCCACAUCCGGAUUGGUCACCAGCAGGACAGCAUCUAUGGGUCCUGCUCAUCGUGAAGAGACAGCUAGUCUGAACGCGAACCACACAGGGCUGCAGAGCACCCCCGGGCCGGCCUCUAGCGCCGAGCUCAAUCACCAGGCUGACACUUUCAGAGGUUCCCAGUCUUUUGCUCUCAAAUGCCUCUCUGGUAGCCUGGCAUCUCAGGUGGCUUCAGCUCUGGAGCUUAAGAUUGAGAAUCAGGACAAAGACGACAUGCAUGAUAACCACUCAUCUGAUGACAUCAAGUCUGAUGACGAGAGUGAUAAAAGGGACAUUAAGACGCCUAGAGGAGGGACUCGAACAAGCAGCAUUAAUGAGGACGAGGACCUGAACCCGGAGCAGAAGGCGGAGCGUGAACGUGAGAGGAGAAUGGCCAACAACGCACGAGAGCGGCUGAGAGUGAGAGACAUCAACGAGGCGUUUAAGGAGCUGGGCCGCAUGUGCCAGCUGCACUUGAAGAGUGAGAAGCCCCAGACCAAACUGCUCAUCCUGCACCAGGCCGUUGCAGUCAUCCUCAGCCUGGAGCAGCAAGUCAGGGAGCGGAACCUUAACCCCAAAGCAGCCUGCCUUAAGAGGAGAGAGGAGGAGAAGGUUUCUGGUGUUUCGGGGGAACCGCAGCAGACUCAUCCAUCUGUUCACCCCGGGCUUACAGACACAUCUAACCCCAUGGGCCAUUUGUGAGCACUAGGCAGAUCAAAGUGAUGCAGAGGGAGUGUGUAAGAUUGCAUUGGUGACCUUGCUAUCCAAGGGCAGACAGGACUCACAGCUUGUGACACAAAUUUGAAAAGACAGAGACCACUCCAAGCUAAAUUCCAGUCAAGCGACCCUGAGCUCGAAGAAAACUGGCAAACGCCGAACUUCCUCCAAAGUCCAAAAUUGUAUAGCAAAUUUCUGCCCACGAGAAACAUUCUCACAAAAACCCGAAAGCCCUUCAGCACAUAUCACUGUCUGCAAAGCAGUGUGUCACAUCUGUACAAUCAGAGACUGUCGCAGUCCCCCUCCACCCUCCAUGUGGAAGUUGCAUUGUGCCUAAACUGAAUUGACGAAUGCAUUGUAACAGCAAUUGUUUUUCUUUUUUUUUGUUGUUGUUUUUUUUGUUCGUUUUUUUUUAUUGUUUUUUUUUUUUUUUCUAUUUAUUAUGUUACUAUAAUGAACUAUGAACUAUAAAGUCUAUGUUUAAAGGGAAAGUUAUGACAUUGCUUUAAGAAGCUGUUUGGCAUUUCAGUAGAUCUUCAGUUUGCCGAGCUCUGAGUGAUUCUGCUGGAGCAACACUGUGGAAAUGAUGCUCUGGGCCACAUCACGGAUUUAAAGCAUCCAACUAGGAUAAGAGCCUCUCAUGUCUGUGGCGUUUUUGAAAUGAUCCAAGUCUCAAAUGUCCUCCCCUUUGUUUGUCUAGGAAAAAAAAAAAGAAGAAGAAAUAAUAUAUUAUUUAUAUUUAUGAUAGAUUCAUUCCACGAACAACAGCAUGAGAAACCAAAACUACCUAAUGAUGCAUGUUUAGUUGAGACUCCAGGAACGCAGACUGUUUAGUGUAGUGGAGAGAUGAGCGUGUUUUUUUUGCUCCUUCCUCUGUCCUGCAGAUGCAAGGCCCAGAUGGCAAACUGGAGCUUUACUGAAAGGUCAGAGGUCAACCACAGGCUGACAUGUUUAUAGUCAUUAGUAAGUAGUUCAAGUACAGAGAGCAGACCAUUUACUAAACCCUAGCAUUCCCUGCAUACUUCAUAGUGUCUUAACCGAAGGAAAGAAGGACUUCUCACGAGUUCCUUUGAGUUCUUCAGCCAUAUAGUGUUAAAUGGGAAGAAAAUGGCAGAUUUCCAUUUAUUGCAGUUUGUUGGUUUUUCUGAUCUUACAUUAUUUGGUCUCUGCUUAGUUGAACAGCAGUGGUCUUCUAUCCUUAGCCUCAAGCUGAGAAAUUAGACAUAGCUAAUAUCAGACAGAGUAGACUCAAAACGAUGACCACAGCAUCACCUGGCCUGAAUUGAAGUUUUGCUUGAUUUUCUUUCUGUCUAAAACCAGUAACAUAUAUAUAAAAAAAAAAAAAAAAAAAAGACAAAAACCACAAAAAAAAUCAUUACUCUAAGUAACCACAACGUUAUAUGUUUAUUUGUAAUUGUAUACAAAGCAUCUUUCUAGGCUUCAUAGUAAAGCGUAUAUUGUCCUGUGUGAAAAUAGAAGAAAGAUAUUCUAAGUUACUUAGGAUGGAUUUGUCUCUCCCCCAAAGCAGUGAAGUACUUGAUACAGUGGUGUGUGUGUGAGUGUGUGUGUGUGUGUGUGCGCGCACAAUGCCCGAAAUUCAAUCGCUGUGACAAGAAAAUCAGCAACCAGGCGAAACCAUGAACAAAAGCAUUUUUUUAUAUCAAGAAUCAACAUCGUCUUUUUUUUUUUUUUCCAGUGUAUUUUUUCUUAUUGAACAUAUUUUGGGUCUUAAUUCUUUCUCUUUAGAUUCUUUCUUUCCCUCUCCCCCUUGUCUUCCAUAUGCAUGCUCAACUCCUCAAACAAAACUGCCACAUCAGAAAGACAAAGUCUGAAGAACAAAACGCUAUUGCAGAAAUCUAGACUGGAUCUCAGUAUUUUAAAUCUGAUUUCUAUUUACUCUCCCUCCAGCCCCCCCUCCUCUUUGUUUUCUUUUCUUUUUCCGCCCUUUUUCGAAAUCUUCAUGAUAUCUAUAUUCGUCUUUGUGGCCUUGUUAUACAUUUCAGUAUUGAAGAGAGUGUCAUUGCUGGCUGAGGUCGAUCGAGGUUCUGUCAUCUUUGUUAGUUGUCCCGUUUUCCUUUUUUUCCUGUGUUUUUUUUUCUGCUUUUUUUUUUUAUUAUUCCUUUGCUCCUCUGUUGGAUAUGUUAGACUUUGCUGUAUGCCCUGAUGCUUUCCCUCAUAAAAAGUAUAUGAAAAGGAUAAAAAAAAAAAAAAAGAAGAAAAAAACAACAUUUGGCUUAUUUUUCACUGUAGUUAGCCUUUUAUACAAUAAUAUUGUAAGAACAUUUCUUGAAUUCUAAAUAUUACUCUUUCUAGAUUUUUGAAAUCAAAAGUUUUGAGUAAAAAGUUUCUUACUUUAUUUUACUAUAUUAGAUAGUAAAAAAAAAAAAAAAAAAAAGUACGGUUAUUUACAAUAACCUGUCCACUAUUAUUGAGAAUUUAUGAAUAGCAUCUUAAGAGCAUAAAGUAGGAUUGUAGCUCGAGGUGUAGUGUGUAUGGGGUGUUGUACGAGCUUGAUGUUCUAUAGGAUGUGCUCUCAUCUCUGGCUCUAGUCUGCAUUGUUGGUGGAUUAACAGAUUUGUACCCCUGUCCAAAUCCAAGGUAUUGUCGAACAUCAAGAUUAAAAGAAACCAGCAGCAAGAAGUAAAUUUCUUUUCUGUCUCUGUAACAGAAAACUCAAUAUGUAUAUAACAUUUAUGUAGCAAUAAAUGUGCCAUCUUUUUUAUCAAGACUGUACGUGCGUUUUAUUUCCUUCUCUUGACAAACUCUUUCCUGUUUCACCUUCCAGUGCUUUUCAUUUAUUAAUUGAAACCUCAUGUAUAUUUGUUGAGCUUGUGUACAAAAAUGUAUUCAUAAGAUAGGGUUCUUACGUAUACAGUCCUGCCACAGCAUCUCCUCUUUAGAAGACUUUUCUACAGUGGAUUUAGGCCAAAUGAAGAACUCUGUGCAACUCCAUGCAAGAGUAUGUUUUAUACUAUGUAACUGAUUUUUUUUUUGAAGGCAUAUCAGUGGACCAUUGUAGUCUGUAUCAAAAGAAGUACUAUGGAGCAUAUGUUUCUAUUUUUAAUAAAGUGUGAUAGCAGCAAGCCUG